Molecule: messenger RNA, 2642 nt
Organism: Atta colombica
Lineage: Eukaryota; Metazoa; Arthropoda; Insecta; Hymenoptera; Formicidae
Gene: TBC1D16
Product: TBC1 domain family member 16
Exons: 6
Coding region: 313-2613 (766 amino acids)
Biological process (GO): activation of GTPase activity
Cellular component (GO): early endosome
Molecular function (GO): GTPase activator activity
Source: RefSeq, a predicted model, not a curated record
CGCUACGCAGAAAGACAAGUCGUAGACGAGUACCUCUGCCGAGGCGAAUCCAAUUCAUCCAAUGCUUUUAAUUAUUACAUAAUUGUGAUUAUGUUCAUCCUCCGUCUCUGUCUCUGUCUACGUCUACGUCCUCUUCCGACUGGCUCCGUUCGCAACAACAAUGUCGCUCGUCAUUUCAGAAUUUUCUUCAACUCUUACUUCUUAAGGCAAAAGAGUCGUCGUCAUUGUCGUUCAUCUCACAUAUAAGUCGAAAAAAAAGAAACUAACAGCGAAAAGUAAUUGACUCUAAAUCAAGUAAUCGCUCGAUCAACAAUGCCUCUUCCAAAUAUUUGGAGAAAAGCGAGUAACUAUAUCCUUGGUGAGUGCGGUCAGGACAAUCGGCGCGUCAUUUAUCAAGAUGGCGAGGCAUUAUUUUGCAAAAAUAAUGUCUGUGUGCAUCCUCCUACGUUAAUGAGACAGCACGCCGACGUGGUGCAUCAUCCUGGAUAUAUGACUAUAACUUGCAAGUUGAACAACAAUUCCAACAAUUUGCCAAUACCGACUUUGCACCUAAGUUGGAUACCCAACAGCACGUUGCGCAAACAUCCUACAGCGUUGGAGAAUCUGAGUAGCAGGAACGCUAUCGCAACCUGCCCGAGUUCCUGUGUCCCGGCCUCCGGCCCCUCAAAUUCCCUCAAUGUUUCGGACGUGAGACGCGAGCUUGAGAACGAAAAUGAACAUGAACAUGAACAUGAACAUGAGAAUAGUACGGAGAACGAUAACGGAAAUGGGAAACUAGAUGUGUGCUUGGAAGCAAAAGAGUCCAUCGAUUGCGGAGACUGCGAACGCGUUUGUUCCAGUUCCAUCUGUCGUUCCAGUUAUGGCAAUGAUUUUCCACCUCAUCGAAAUCCAGGCAUCAUUCUUGAUUGCAAUGACGAAAAUGCCGCCAUCGCUAUCGAGACCGAGAUCGAGAAUCCUCCGAAUCGAGCGGAUUCGAGUGGAUUCAACGAAAAGAACGAUAAUAGAGAUCGACUGCUGAAAGAGCGAGACUCUUUUAACGAGAUCGAUGAGGAGCCAGGACGCUUCUCAUAUCGUGACGAUGUCAGCAUAAAGAGUCGCAGCUUGUCAUUAACGUCGACGUGCAGUUGGUCCAUCUCGGUAUCCACCGAUGGUAGAAUAGAAAAAAAUGCGGAAGAAAUGCCGUCGUGGAUGAGGUCUCCGGAACUUCUAGCGUUACAACACAAUCUUGUCUUUCCGGAGAGCGCGACCGCAUCGCCCGUGACGUUGCGUAGAGCACAUCGAUGCAGAAGGUUCUCGGUGGAUCUCAGCGAGAUGCGAUCCUUGCGGCUGUUCUUCGCUGAUCCUGCUUGCACCUGCGGUCAGUUGGUCGUCGCAAGCAGAGAGAGUCAAUACAAGAUCUUACAUUUCCAUCACGGUGGUUUGGACCGGCUAGCCGCCAUUUUACAUCAGUGGCAUCAAUUGCUUUAUCCGCGUUUAAACACCGACACAGAAGAGAGUUUGCCGUACAGGCAUUUUAUGGUAUGUCGGCCGGAAGUAAGUCGAGACGAGCUGCAUCCCGAAGAGGGUCAAGUACCGAUGAUCACGUCGCUAGCUUGGAAAGAUUUAUUGAAUGAACGGGGCCAGAUGGAGGACGACCUCGCUCUUCGUAAAGGAAUAUUUUUUGGGGGUUUGGAACCAGCGUUACGAAAGAUCGUUUGGCCUUUCCUGUUGCACUGUUACUCUUAUCAAAGUACGUACGAGGAUAGAGAGCAGAUCGACGCCAUUAGGCAGCAAGAAUACGAAGAAAUACAGAAACGCAGACUAAGCAUGAAUUCAGAGCAAGCCGAGCGUUUCUGGCGAAACGUAGUGUGCAUAGUGGAAAAAGAUGUUGUUCGCACGGAUAGGGCUAAUCCAUAUUACUCCGGUGAGGGUAAUCCCAAUGUCGAAAUAAUGAAGAAUAUUUUACUCAAUUAUGCGGUAUACAAUUGCCGCUUGGGUUACACUCAAGGAAUGUCCGAUCUCUUGGCUCCAUUACUAGCCGAACUCAACUCUGAAAUCGAGGCCUUCUGGUGUUUCGCGGGUUUGAUGCAAAGAUCGGUAGCCGUGUGCACUCCGACGGAUAUAGAUAUGGACAGAAAUCUAUGCUAUCUUCGAGAAUUAGUAAGAAUCAUGGUACCAGAUUUUUAUACGCAUCUUCAAAAACACGCGGAUGCCUUGGAGCUUCUUUUUUGUCAUCGAUGGAUACUCUUAUGCUUAAAGAGAGAAUUCCCAACCGAAAUAGCGUUGGUCAUGUGGGAAGCCUGCUGGGUCAAUUAUUUAACAGAUCAUUUCCACUUAUUUCUUUGCCUCGCUAUAAUGUGCGUUUAUGCGGACGACGUGAUCGCCCAAGAUCUUCGAACGGACGAAAUGUUGCUACAUUUCAGUUCAUUGGCCAUGUACAUGGAUGGAAACAUUAUACUUAGAAAGGCACGAGGCUUACUUCAUCAUUUCCGUCAACUCGUGCGAUUACCUUGCACAUUAGCCGGACUAUGUCGACAAUGUGGUCCAGGAAUGUGGGACAGCGCGCAUGAUCCGGUAAUAGAGUGUGUAGGUCAUGAGGAUACGCACUGUCCCUAUUUAAAUAAUUACGAAUAACUAUCUAAUUUAUAAAAGAAGAAGAAGAA